AUGGAAGAGGGCUUCGGAUGCUCAGCCACAAUCAGCUUCCAGUCCGCGGCGCGCAUCGCCCAAAAUCGAGACGCCUACAAGAAGAACAGCGGCGACCCCGAGCAGUACGACGGCGGCGUUGCGACAUCGUUUGCCUGCCCUCGCCGCAUUAAACUCUUCUGUCCGUCGACAUCGCCUCCCCCAGAGCCUCCGCAGGAAAGGUACAUGGUGCCCGGCGAUGACCAGUAUCGCAUCGUCGAGGACGAGCUGCUGGAGACGGCGCAGCGCUUCACCACGCACCUGCACCGCGCCGAGUACACGCGACUCAAGCUCAUCGCAAGAUCCAAGAAUGAUGCCGCCAUUCGCGAGAUCAAGCGUCCCGUCAUCGGCCCGCUCACCUCGGAUGCCAAGCGGCGCCGCGACCGGGCCCAGCGCCUGUCCAAGCAGCGUUCCGUGCUGUCUGCCCAGGACGGCAGCACCACGCAAGACGAGAGCGCAAAUGGUAGCUCGCCCUGGGUCGGGACCAACCUGCGCGGCCUCCUGAACGCGCCGCGCGCAGAGUCUAGGACCCUAGCGGCGCCCCCGAUGCCGUCUGCGGUGCCGUCGUCGCGCACCAAAGCGGCCGCCGGCCAUCAUCCGCCUCGGCCGCCCUCGAGCCCACGCCAGCGCCCUGCAGAUGGCGGCAGUUUUGCAACUCCCGUCGCGACGGGGCGCGCACGCCAUCCUGCCACGCCUGCCACGCUGAGCGGCAUGGCCUCCAGCUCCUCAGCGCCAAGCCGACCUGCCAAGAAUGAGGCUGAGACUCGGCCCCCAGAGGACGACGACUUGGACUUUGACGAUCCAUUUGGCAUCAAUAAACGACGGCUGGAUCGGCAAAAGUCCAGAGAUCAGCUCAAAAAAUCUAUUCGCUCGACGCCUACGAAGGUGUCAUCAUCAGACAGUAUGCCGUCCUUUGUGUGA
Molecule: messenger RNA, 939 nt
Organism: Beauveria bassiana ARSEF 2860
Lineage: Eukaryota; Fungi; Ascomycota; Sordariomycetes; Hypocreales; Cordycipitaceae
Exons: 3
Coding region: 1-939 (312 amino acids)
Source: RefSeq, a predicted model, not a curated record